AAGACUAAGAUGGCGGGUAUCACAAAGCUCACAGUGGCCUUUUGUGCUCUUGUUUCACUCAUGGACUCUGCCGCCUUCCAAUGCCUUCAAAGCUUGGUCCUAUGCAUUAGUCUUUGCCUCAAUUCUCUUCAUCUUCAUCAUCAUCAUGAGGUCUCCAACGAGCCCAAGACCAAAAGCACUUGCUCAGUCUCACAAGGACACUUACACUCGUGCAAGAAAGAACCCAUUGUUUGAUGGGCUGACUGAUGGCCCUCCUCCGCCGUUUGAUUUUAAUGCGAGUCCCGGCAGGAACAUUGCCCGGUCUGUGUCAGAUAUUGGCCAUAGAUCGCAACAAGAGGCGGUAUUAGAUGUGUUUGAUGAGUUCAGUCCAAAUGAAAAACCCUUUGAUCGUAUUAGUCCAAAGGAAAAACACUCCUCAUUCAGUAUAAAGAAGAACCCUUUUGAGUAUAGUCCAAAAAAGAGCUUUGAGUGGCCAGAAAAUGGUAAAGCAGAGGCCUUCGAAUUCACAAAUGUUCAGACUGUGUUUAGCUUUAACUUGACUACUGAAGAAAAUGAUCAGCAGCGUGAGAGUGUAUCUAGCAAUACAAGUCCCACGGUUGAAAAAGCGUUUCGUGUUCGUAGAAGGAAGGAAAACCUGUCUGCAGUUCCACUUCCUCAGUCUGCAGCUUCAUUUUAUAAUGGAAACUCACCGCAGUUCGAAAUUGCUGAGUCAUGUCCAAGCAUUAAGAGGCUUAAUCAGUUUCUAAAAGUAACAAAGGAUGAAGUUAAUGCUGGUGUUCCGGGAAGAUUCUUACAUGCUGUAAUAGCUCAAGAUGUUCCUGAUGUCGGAGCCAUUGCGUCAACCAUCAUGUAUGCUUUCUACCUGAAUGAAACACAUAAAACUGACCAUUUAUGCACGGUUCCUGUGAUCAACAUGAAGAGGUCGGACAUAAGUUCUCAAGCUGAACUCAAAUGGUUGCUUGAUUCUUGUCAAAUUGAUCAGAAGUCCUUAAUUUUUGUAGAUGAGAUCGAUCUGUCAUAUUAUGAUAUAUUUGGGAGUCUUAAACUAGUUCUGCUAAAUGGCUACAAGCUCCCAGCGAAGCAAGAGGCAUUGAAAGAUGCAGUAGUUGAAAUUUUCAAUUGCGGAAAGGGUGACUCAGUAUACCCCUGGGUUGAAACUGUUACUGUAGGAGAGGACAGCUCAUGCUGUACUCCUAUUGCUGAGAAGUUUGCACUGCUUUCACCUGAGAUUUUGGCUGGACACGGAUUCAGUAGAAUUUUGUUAGCUGCCAUCCUCUUAGAUUCUGCAAACUUGAGCAGUUCUAGUUGUUCAUUCAAAGAUAAAUACAUGGCUACAAUGCUAAUCCAUGGUGCUGGUCGCUUUGGAUGCAAUGGUCUUUACCAAUUACUGAGAUACAAAAUGUAUGAUGUAACUGGUCUCAAAGUAGCUGAUGUAUUGCGCAAGGAUUUCAAAAAGUGGACACGCGUAGGUAAUCAGGACAAUACUGGUUCUAGAUUGACAGUAUCACAUAUUGGGAUGAGUUCUAUUGGGAUGUCUAUUGAAGAAUUUCUUGAUCAUGAGGAUUCCACAGUGCGUGAAAUUAAAUAUUUUCAGCAGGCGGAGAAACUUCGUCUUCUCAUGAUUGUUUCUGGGUAUUAUAAUUUGAAAAAGAACUUCAAGAGAGAGAUCCUAGUGUCUGCUCAGUCAGUGGAGCUCAUGAGGAAUCUACUGUCAUUCUUCAAUUCAAGUGCUUCCAAUCUACCUCUUAAAGCUAUUCCCAAGCCAGGUCUCCCAGAGCAGAUGCAAGCUUUUGAGAUUGACAUGAUGACAUCAAGAAAGACCAUCGAGCGGCUCUUGGAAGAAUUUGGUGGGAAUUCAAAAGGCUAA
This is a messenger RNA of Fragaria vesca subsp. vesca, 1867 nucleotides long. RefSeq names its product protein prune homolog. The record is from RefSeq and is a predicted model, not a curated record. Gene Ontology annotation, cellular component: cytoplasm. The coding region runs from base 146 to 1867 and encodes 573 amino acids. The transcript has 13 exons. NCBI's taxonomy places the organism in Eukaryota, Viridiplantae, Streptophyta, Magnoliopsida, Rosales, Rosaceae. Gene Ontology annotation, molecular function: exopolyphosphatase activity.